AUGGCGACCAGAAAAGCCAAGCCGAACCCGCAUCUAGCGAACCCCGACAUCCGCGUCACAGACACGCACAUCUACUUCAUCCGCGGGAUCCUCUCAAACUGGUACUCCAGUCCUCACCCCUUCACCGGAAAACGCGCGCUCGAACUAUGCCUCGCGCAGCUCGACGAGCUGGCCAUCCCGCACCCCGCCGAAAACGCGAUAUCCACGCGCCUGAUCGAGUCAUUCCGCUUCCGACGCGGUGAGCAAUGGAUGAUGGCGAUGAAAGCGUGGCUCUUUGAGCGCGACUCUUUCCCUCUCGGCGAGGUUGUUAUGGACAAUGACAGUCAGAAUGCGUUCGACCAGCUUCGCACAGAAAUGUCGAGCGUCAGGCCUCUUCCGGAAUCGGCCGACCGACAGCGGAAAAAGCUCUGGGAGUCGGCGUUGUGUCGGAUCAUGCGUACGGAUUCGCCGAGAUCGCAGAAGGCGCUUGGUCGGAAGGUGCCGAACUUCGACGACGGGCUGUGGACGAAGGCUUCAGCGGUGAUUGUUGUUGCUGGGUGUGUAGCACGCGCGGAGGCUGACGAGGGCCUGAGCAAGUUGUAUCUCUCAAGUGGAGACCGGGUUUUUGUUGAGGGGAGUCGGGUUGAUCGGGUUUGGGGAGUUGGUUUGGACUGGAAGAGUGAUGCGAUUCUGGACGAGGGGAAUUGGCGGGGUGCGAAUCGGUUGGGAAGGGCUCAUGGUGAGGCAGCGAGGGUAUUGAAGAGAGGACUCAGUAGCACGACUUGA
Messenger RNA from Aspergillus mulundensis, 765 nucleotides. RefSeq names its product NADAR family protein. The record is from RefSeq and is a predicted model, not a curated record. The coding region runs from base 1 to 765 and encodes 254 amino acids. NCBI's taxonomy places the organism in Eukaryota, Fungi, Ascomycota, Eurotiomycetes, Eurotiales, Aspergillaceae. The transcript has a single exon.